Molecule: messenger RNA, 2112 nt
Organism: Terrapene triunguis (Three-toed box turtle)
Lineage: Eukaryota; Metazoa; Chordata; Testudines; Emydidae
Product: acid-sensing ion channel 2
Exons: 10
Coding region: 1-1548 (515 amino acids)
Biological process (GO): sodium ion transmembrane transport
Cellular component (GO): membrane
Molecular function (GO): ligand-gated sodium channel activity
Source: RefSeq, a predicted model, not a curated record
AUGGAUCUUAAGGACAGCACCAGCGAGGGCAGCAUGGGAAGCCUGGAGCCCUCCAGCAUCCAGAUGUUUGCCAACACUUCCUCCCUCCAUGGGAUCCGCCACAUUUUUGUCUAUGGGCCGGUGACGAUAAGGCGGUUGCUGUGGACCAUGGCCUUUGUGGGCUCGCUGGGUCUCCUCCUGGUGGAGAGCUCGGAUCGGGUGGCUUUCUAUUUCUCCUACCAGCACGUCACUAAAGUGGACGAGGUGGUGGCCAACAGCCUGGUUUUCCCUGCGGUCACCAUCUGUAACCUCAACGAAUUCCGCUUCUCCAGACUCACCACCAAUGACCUGUACCAUGCCGGGGAGCUCCUGGCUUUGCUGGACGUGAACCUGCAGAUUCCAGAGCCCCACCUGGCUGACCCGGCGGUCCUGGCCGCUCUCCAGGAAAAGGCCAACUUUAAGCAAUACAAACCGAAAAUUUUCAACAUGCAGGAGUUCUUGGGGCGGGUGGGGCACGACCUGAAGGAUAUGCUGCUGUACUGCAAGUUCAAAGGGCAGGAGUGCAGCCAGAAGGACUUCAAAACUGUGUUUACAAAAUAUGGGAAAUGUUACAUGUUUAACUCAGGAGAAGAAGGGCGGCCCCUGCUUACCACAGUCAAAGGUGGGACGGGCAAUGGAUUGGAGAUCAUGCUGGACAUACAACAGGAUGAAUAUUUACCAAUAUGGGGAGAAACAGAGGAAACUACGUUUGAAGCUGGAGUCAAAGUUCAGAUCCACAGCCAGUCGGAGCCGCCCUUCGUCCAAGAACUUGGCUUCGGAGUGGCCCCUGGAUUUCAGACCUUUGUCGCCACACAGGAGCAACGGCUGACCUACCUGCCCCCUCCGUGGGGCGAGUGUCGCUCGUCGGAUGUGGGGUUAGACUUUUUCCCCGUAUACAGUAUCACGGCUUGCAGGAUUGACUGUGAAACCCGCUACAUUGUGGAAAACUGCAACUGCAAAAUGGUCCACAUGCCAGGGGACGCUCCGUUCUGUACUCCGGAGCAGUAUAAGGAGUGUGCAGAGCCUGCGCUGGGUUUGCUUGCUGAAAAGGACAGCAAUUACUGUACCUGCAGGAUGCCGUGUAACCUGACCAGGUACAACAAAGAGCUCUCCAUGGUGAAGAUCCCCAGCAAGACUUCGGCCAAGUACCUGGAGAAGAAGUUUAACAAGUCUGAAAAAUACAUCUCAGAGAAUAUUCUCGUGCUGGAUAUAUUUUUUGAAGCACUCAACUAUGAGACAAUUGAGCAGAAGAAAGCCUACGAAGUGGCAGCUUUACUUGGUGACAUUGGCGGUCAGAUGGGAUUGUUUAUUGGUGCUAGUAUCCUUACAGUACUAGAGCUCUUUGAUUAUAUUUACGAGCUGAUCAAGGAAAGAUUGUUAGACCUGCUUGGCAAGGAGGAGGAGGAGGGGAGCCAUGACGAAAACGUGAGCACUUGCGACCCCAUGCCAAAUCAUUCCGAAACCAUCAGCCACACUGUGAACGUGCCCCUGCAGACGACCCUGGGAACGCUGGAGGAAAUCGCCUGCUGACACCUCCCCGCCAGCGCCAGAGUGCCAAGACCGACCGAAAGGAGACUGUACAGGAAAGCAGGGACCAAGCUCAGGUUUGCACCGGGGGAAAAGGAAGAAAAUCGCUAUGCAUUAAAAAAAAAUAAUAUAUAUCUCUAUAUAACUGUAUAUAUAUUAUACAUCUCUGCCAAAACCAAGCGAGCGGCGCCUUGGACUUGACGUGCGUCGUCCUUUCCUGUGGGGGGGGCUCGUCUUCGGGAUCUGAAGACACACUCGUUUUUGAACUGUACAGACCAACACAGAAACUAACAAAGCCACCAUUUCAUAUACUGCCGACUGUAUAAAGCACUUGCAUGCCGAUACUUUUUAUGGCAAUAUAUUCCUAGCUGUCUUUCUAAGCUCUGCUCCUCUGUACAGGCUCCGAUUUCACUACCAAGAAGGAAUUUUUGCGGGCCCAUCCGUCCCCGAAAUCGCCGUUAAUUAGGCUGUAUUAGAAUAAAGAAACAAACAAACGUGCAGCUCUUGGACUCUCCUUACCUCCUUGUUCUUCGUGUCAGUUUGCUAGGCCGGGUCCCCCAAAGGCUA